Molecule: messenger RNA, 1972 nt
Organism: Camelina sativa (false flax)
Lineage: Eukaryota; Viridiplantae; Streptophyta; Magnoliopsida; Brassicales; Brassicaceae
Source: RefSeq, a predicted model, not a curated record
UAAAGCUUGAACAAUUCUUAUGACGAUUUUAUCAAAGUCAACGUGUUAUAACAUCAUCAUACAAGCUGGAAAUAAAUUUGAAUACUUCAAGUUUCUUCUUAUAGAUGGACACAUUCUCUGUUACGAAAAAGAUAUACAUCCGAAGGAAAGAAUAUUUGGCAAAUCAUUAUUGGUGAAAACAGAAUAUCAAAGAAAGGUUGACUUGACUUCGCUGGCUGUAAUAGUAUUCGUACAUGGUAGAAGUGCAGAUCAUGUCAUCUAUCUUAUUGAGAGGGCAUACACGCCGAAGAACAAGUCAGAGACAUGGAGUGCAACAAAUUUUGACAAAAUUGUUAUUCACCCUCUUUGCGAAAAAGGAAAAAGCUUCGUGAUCAUGAGGUACGACGUCUUUCUGAGUUUCAGUGGGGAGUACAUUCGCAAAACGUUUCUCAGCCACCUUCUCUGUUCGUUGGACAGAAAAGGCAUCAGAGCAGCUACAUCCGCAGAAAGUUAUCCCAUGUACAAUCAGGCUAUCGAGCAGUGUCUAGUGGCGAUCUCCCUGAUAUCAGAGAACUACACAUCUUUGGACUUGUGGGUGGACGAACUGGCCAAGAUAAUAAAGUGUGCAGAGGACAGAAAUUUGACAGCAUUUCCUGUCUUCUUACAAGUUCAUCCGUCGGAUGUGUUAAGAGUUGUAAGUCUUGCAGAAGACUUCGCAGACCGAAAUGGACCGCGGAUCAUAAUCCUGGAGACGGUGAAGAACUGGCUAUGCGAUCACCUGAUCCGUAAUUCUGGCUUCGACUCCCGCCAUUGGGAGGAUGACUCAAAGCUGGUAGAUAAAAUUACUAAUUUCGUUGCAGACACUUUGAUGUCUUCUAACAUAAGCUCUCCAAGUCCUAGCCUAAAGUGGGCUACUCCCAAGCUACCGAGUAGCUCAGGUAGAUUAAAAGACAUUGGCACUAAGAAGAAAGGAUUUGUGCAUCACAGCAAACUUUCUGGGGCUACUGAGUUGCCCAAGUACAAAGCCACUAAGAAGAAAGCAUUCGCACAUCACAGCAAACCUUUUGAGGGUAUGGAUUCGCCGACUUACUGCUUGAAGCGUCCCGCAGAAGAGGUGUGUGAGUUGUUAUGCGCAUAUUCUACAAAAGAAAUUGGUAUUCAUGGAAUGGAAGGAGUCGGGAAGACAAUUCUUGCCAAGUACAUUUAUGAAGUGAUCUCUCCACAAUUUCAGCACCAUAUUUUCAUGGAUGACUUGACCAAACAAGAGAGCAGCUCCACACCCAGUUUGCUAGAAAUUUUUACCACUAAAACUAGUUUCAAUGGGAGCAAUGUCAUUAAAGAAUUGGUGGGUCAAAGAAAAAUUCUAGUUGUUGGUGACAGUGUGGAUGACAUUAAACAGCUACAAGGUAUUAUAAAGGUCAGUUUGGUCCGGGAAGUCGGGUUAUCGUAAUCACUCAAGACAGGUCUUUGCUAGUUCAAUGCGGGGUGAAACAUAUUUACGAAGUUAUGUGUCCGGGAUAUGACGAAGCUAUUCAUAUUUUCUCACACUUUGCUUUCAAGCAAAGAGAACCUGUUUCUGGUUUUGAAGGGCUCACAGGUCGUGCUGUCGAGGUUGCGGGUCGUAUUCCUCUGGCCCUCAAAGUGUUGGGAUCGUUUCUGCACGGUAGGAAUAUUGGUGAAUGGGAAAGUACAUUAAUGCGCAGGCUUGAGUUAUCACAUGAUAACUUCACUUCAGAGAUUCCUAGGUAUGUGAGUGCAGAUGACUUCACUUCUAGACGUCCAAUCAUAGUUGAGCCACCAAUUGGCGCAGAUGAGGCAAAUCGCUUCCCAUCAUACUGUUUCACUCUUAAUUAAAAAUAAUCAUUGAUCUAGUUCAUAAUUCACGUUUGCUUGUAUAUAGUUUUAGUAAUGUUACGCAAUUACGUAACAUGUUCGUCUGAAUAAAUAACCUGAAAAGCGACGUCAAGGAUUAUCAGAAUGUUCGUUUUGUUUU